AUGGAGCAUUCUCUGCUUACAAGAGAGAGUAGUAAUAGGAGGAGUUUGAGUGAUUCCAAGCUUCAUAGGAGAGAUGCUAUUGCUUAUGGAUCUGCUUAUCAAAAAGUUGCUGCUUUGGUUGAUCUUGUACAUAACAUGGCAAUGGAUAGAGCAGCCCCAUUAUUAUGUGCAGGAAUAACGGUUUAUACUCCUUUGAAAGACAAUAACUUGGUGGAUACAAAAGGUAAAAGAAUUGGAAUUAUAGGUCUUGGUGGACUUGGGCAUGUUGCUGUGAAAUUUGGGAAAGCAUUUGGACAUCAUGUUACAGUCAUUGGUACCUCUGCAUCCAAAGAACAAGAAGCUAAAAAUAACUUAGGUGCUUAUGAUUUUUUUUUGAGCACUAAUCCCAAACAAAUGCAGGUUUGUGCUUAUGACCUUCCUACUCUUUUCCAUUUCAAUUUAUUUAAUUUACCAACUAUUAGUUGUUCUCUUUUACUAUCUGAACUCUCAACUAUAGGGAAAAGAACAGUGAAAGGAAGUAUGAUAGGAAGCAUAGAAGAGACGCAAGAAAUGAUGGACUUAUGA
Lycium barbarum (goji berry) is the source of this 564-nucleotide messenger RNA. Its product is annotated as probable cinnamyl alcohol dehydrogenase 6. Gene Ontology annotation, molecular function: cinnamyl-alcohol dehydrogenase activity; NAD binding. Gene Ontology annotation, biological process: lignin biosynthetic process. Bases 1 to 564 code for a protein of 187 amino acids. The transcript has 4 exons. The record is from RefSeq and is a predicted model, not a curated record. Lineage: Eukaryota; Viridiplantae; Streptophyta; Magnoliopsida; Solanales; Solanaceae.